AUGGCUCUAGACUUUGUCUUCUUUGUGGGACCACUCACCCAGAUCGCAAUAUUCGCCGCCAGCUUAUGGCUACUUUGUUACCUUGCCAAAGGCAUAUAUCAAGUGUAUUUUGGCCCUUUGCGUCAUGUUCCGGGCCCCAAGUCAUGGAUAAUAUUCCCAGUUAUACCCAAAAUAAAGAAUCUGCUCGGCACUAUUGACCAAGAUAUUCGCCGUUUCCAUCAAAAGUAUGGCAGUGUGGUGCGCUAUGAAGCGGGGGCCAUGUCAUUUACCACGAGCGAGGCUUGGAAGACCAUCUACGGCCACAAGUACGGGCAAUUUACCAAAUUCUCGGCUAACCAGCAACUCGAGCCUCAAUUGAACAUACUCACUGCUGACGAUGCGAACCACGCCCGAAUUCGGCGCGGGGUCUCCCACGCCUUCUCCCCAAGGUCGCUGGCAGAACAAGAGCCCAUCGUCCACGGCUACAUCGACAUGCUGGUGCGGAAGCUGUCGGACGUGGCAGAGUCCCGCCUGCCAGCGGAGAUGGGCAGGUGGUUCCACAUUGCCUCUUUUGACAUCAUUGCCGACUUGACGUUCGGCGAGUCCCUGGGCGGCCUCGAAAACAACGAGGUGCAUCAUGUGGUGAAUUCUGUCCUCAUGUUUAUCGAAAGAGGCAAGAAGCUCUUUAUACUCAACGACUUGCUUGGCCCGUUGGCCCGAGUCCUUAAGCCGGUGAUUGCGCGUGAUGUGGAAAGGGGCUUCUUGGACCAGUUCAACUACACGAGGACGGCUGUGGGAAAGCGGCUCGCAAACGACUCAGAUAUGGCUCGAAAGGAUUUCAUGCAAGGCCUCCUGCGGGGAAGAGACGAGAAGGCUAUCAAUUCCACGGAAGAGAUUAUCACGAACUCAAACACCCUUUUCGUGGCCGGCAGCGACACCACCGCCACGUUAAUGACGGCUUGCACAUACUACCUCCUAGCAACGCCUCACGCACAUAAAAAGGCUGUGGAAGAAGUCCGAGCGGCUUUCGAAUCCGCAGCAGAUAUCAACUUCACUAAUGCCACCACACGCCUGCCUUACUUGCUUGCCGUACUCAAUGAGACAUUCAGGCUAUACCCCCCGGUGCCAGCAUCGCUCGAGAGAAUUGUCCCCCAGACUAUGGAGCCGAUUUACAUUGAUGGAGUGUUUCUUCCACCUGGAACACGAGUCGGCGUCCACAAUUCCUCUGCAGGCCUGUCAGCUUCCAACUUUGCGCAGCCGGAGUCCUUUGCCCCCGAGAGAUGGCUGCCGAGCGCCGCGCAGGACCCGUCGUCUCCGUUCUACGCGGACAAGCGGGACGCGAUCCAGCCCUUCUCCUAUGGCCCUCGCAACUGUGUCGGUAAGCACCUGGCUUACAACGAGAUGCGCCUGAUCAUGGCACGAUUGCUCUGGGAGUUCGAUAUGAGCCUGCACCAGUCAUCUUACGAGUGGACGCAGCCGUACUCGAAGCACAAGGCCUGGGCCGUGUGGAGGAAGCCGCCCCUGCAAGUACACAUCAAGAAGCGAGAGUUUUCAGUGUAG
This is a messenger RNA of Diaporthe amygdali, 1539 nucleotides long. RefSeq names its product benzoate 4-monooxygenase cytochrome p450. NCBI's taxonomy places the organism in Eukaryota, Fungi, Ascomycota, Sordariomycetes, Diaporthales, Diaporthaceae. The transcript has 2 exons. The coding region runs from base 1 to 1539 and encodes 512 amino acids. Gene Ontology annotation, molecular function: iron ion binding; heme binding; oxidoreductase activity, acting on paired donors, with incorporation or reduction of molecular oxygen. The record is from RefSeq and is a predicted model, not a curated record.